UCGGGGAAGGAGAAGGGGCGCGUCUGACCGCUCAGGGGGCCCGCCGAUUGGCUGGAUGGCGGCGGCGCCGGGUGGCCCGGGCCGCCGGAGGAGGGCGGUGCCGUGGGCCGGGUCCCAGCUUACUGGCGACCGGUGUUAGUCAGAUGAUAAUGGCAGCUCGGACCGGUCAGAGGGCUCUGAAAAAGGUGGUCUCGCGAUGCCGUCCGAAGUCGGCGGCAGCGGCCGGAGCCCCGGCUCCAGCGCAGGGGCCUGCGCGGAACGUCAGAUACUUAGCUUCCUGUGGUAUACUGAUGAGCAGAACUCUUCCACUGUAUACCUCAGUUUUGCCUAAGGAGAUAUAUGCAAGAACUUUCUUCAGAAUUGCUGCACCAUUAAUAAACAAAAGAAAAGAAUAUUCAGAGAGAAGAAUUAUAGGAUAUUCUAUGCAGGAAAUGUAUGAUGUAGUAUCAGGAAUGGAGGAUUACAAGCAUUUUGUUCCUUGGUGCAAAAAAUCAGAUGUAAUAUCAAGGAGAUCUGGAUACUGCAAAACACGAUUAGAAAUUGGGUUUCCACCUGUAUUGGAGCGCUAUACAUCAGUGGUAACCUUGGUGAAACCACAUUUGGUAAAGGCAUCCUGUACUGAUGGGAAGCUCUUCAAUCAUUUGGAGACUAUAUGGCGUUUUAGCCCAGGUCUUCCUGGCUACCCAAGAACUUGUACUUUGGAUUUUUCAAUUUCUUUUGAAUUUCGCUCACUUCUACACUCUCAGCUUGCCACGUUGUUUUUCGAUGAAGUUGUAAAGCAGAUGGUAGCUGCCUUUGAAAGAAGAGCAUGUAAGCUGUAUGGUCCAGAAACAAAUAUACCUCGGGAAUUAAUGCUUCAUGAAGUUCAUCACACGUAAAGAGAAAAAGGAAAUGGUCACGUACUUGCAACUAGUUUAUUCACUUUUAGGAAGUACUUUUAUCAUUUGCUUUCAGAAGUCAGAAAGCAUUUGUCAAACCCAGCUUUGAUUAUACACCCGUACCUUUGAAGAUUUGCACUUGGAAUAUGGAACCAUGUGUACAUAGAAUUCAAUCGAGUGUAAUUCAGAGUAAUAUGUAUAUUAGCAUAUUUACAAUAAUGGGAUGUCAUCACUAUUGCUAGAAUACUGACAUCACUCUUCUGAACAGAAAUUGAAACUGUAAAUUUAAACCUUUUAGUUAUCACCUCACCUGAAAGAGGUUGGUUGAGAUACUCAUGCAGUGUGUAUUAUAUUAACCAUAUCACUUUUAAGUUAUUAAAUUCAGACUAUUUAUAACUUAUUGUCUUAGGGUCUGCCUCAUGGCUUAGGAUAUUUGAGUAAUCAUCAGAUGUUUAAAGUAAAAACUUUGACUUAAAAAUACUGUUAAUGAAGGUUCCUUGGCACUUUUCUUAUUUUUAAAUUGUUCUUGUGGGUAGUAGUAGAUAAUUCGGUGUUAUACUGAGGUUAGCUUCCAGAUAAACAGUGAUUUUUUUUUUUUUUUUUUUUUUUUGGUGAGUGGUCCAGAGUUUUAAGCUACUUUUCUCAUAGUUUGCAGCCCUCUCCCCGGUACUUUGACUGCUCUUUCAAAAAUGCUGUUUGCGUGUCAAAUUUUGUCUACAGCAGUGGGCAGUAGAUGAAGAUAAUAAGUUGGUGUCAAAUUUUGUCUACAACAGUGGGCAGUAGAUGAAGAUAAGUUGGUUGAGAUGUCUCCAGCACCAUGCAUCCUUAUUUUCUAUUUAUUGUGUGUACUCACUUUCAAUAAUGCAUUUCAAACUGAUAUUUUUGUAAAUAAAUCAAUGUAAGGACUGAAGUGGUAACUUAAUAAAGUUAAUUUGUUUAUUUUU
This is a messenger RNA of Balaenoptera acutorostrata (minke whale), 1822 nucleotides long. It is a transcript of the gene COQ10B, whose product is annotated as coenzyme Q10B. The record is from RefSeq and is a predicted model, not a curated record. The transcript has 5 exons. Gene Ontology annotation, molecular function: ubiquinone binding. Gene Ontology annotation, biological process: ubiquinone biosynthetic process; cellular respiration. The coding region runs from base 144 to 878 and encodes 244 amino acids. Lineage: Eukaryota; Metazoa; Chordata; Mammalia; Artiodactyla; Balaenopteridae. Gene Ontology annotation, cellular component: mitochondrion.